AACAGCUCCGGAGAGAAGGGCAGGGAGGGGGUGAGGGGGAUGAGCGCGACCCUGCACUUCCAGAGGAACAAAUGGUAUUAAUCGGUAGAAAGAAAGAAAAAAAAAGAAGUGGGCUGCUCAUCGUGGCGGAGCGACGGGCUCUCGCGCGUGAAAGAGAUAAGGCAUCGUCGCGUCAUCUCUGGAUUCAAAAUCGCCCUAACUCCGCGGGAUUGUCGUCGUGCGUCGCUCGCGCUCGGGUGGAUAUCGGGGCGAAUACUCGGCGCGAGAUACGGGGAUUCCUGGCGAGGCGAAAACUCGGCGAUUUUUCGGAGCGACCGGAGCGGCUGAAUUCCAGAGACCCUCUGAUCAGAGUCUGGAAUUCGUAUACCCGCGGUAUACAGCGUCCGAUUGGUUCGCCAUGUUUAAAAAUGGCCUUUAGAACCAGAGGAUCAUCGCUAGACCGUCAUCGGGGUCAAGCAACGUUGAGUAAUGGUUAAAACUUGAAUGGGCGACCGCGGUUAUUCGCAACACAGUCGCGAAAUGAAUAAGUAUUCGAAUUAACGUUGUUAUGGUGUUAUAUUAAUGUUCAUACUAAACUUUACUUUAUAGUUGCUUUCAUUUUUUGAGAAACGUUACGUCAUAUAUUGACGCAAGUUUGACGUCAUUCGAUGACGUCAUUUUGCUAUGACAAAUUGCCGUCAGUGUAAGGUCAUUUAGGCGUCAUACUGACUAUAUCAGUUUGAGUGCUGACGAAAAUGUGCCUACAAAGUGCAAUUUAGAUAAGAGAAACUUGAACCGUGUUGUCUGGGAUAUUUUUCAACAUUCGUAUCAGAGGAAACAAACAAUAUGUUAAUCGCCUACAAAACUUGAGUCGGGUUAAAUAUAUCAGGCUAUUGCGGGAUUUGACCGAUCUUCUUCGAGUACCCUCGCGCUGUAAGUCUCCUCGCGACUUCUCUUGCCGGAUGUGUUUCUCCUGUACAUCCUCUGGCUCGUUAAAGCCAUGGCGAGUUCAUCCGUUUUGCCCGACAAUGUACAGAGGCACAACGUGGGGUAUUUCGUCGAUGAGUUCGAGUGCGAGCUGGAGAACAUGUCCGGGAGGUGCAUAAGCAUCGGUGCUGGCACAGGCGAGAUAACAAAGGACAUUCUUCUACCGGCUCUUAAGCGAGAUGCGGUGAUGACAGGUACGGACGCUUCCAAGAGCAUGGUCGAGUACGCGAACAGGUUCCAUAGUGUCGACGGGGUGCUUAAUUUCAAGACGUUCGACAUCGAAACGAGCGAGCUGCCCGAGAAGUACGUCGCCGAGUUCGACCACGUGUUCUCGUUCCCCGCCUUGCACUUCUGCACCGACGUUCGACGGGGAUUGGAGAACAUUUACAGGAUGCUUCGACCCGGCGGAACUUUCCUCAUGCUAUGGAUAUCGUCUCACAACAUAUUUAAGGUUCUCGAGGACAUGGCAGAGUACAAGUGCUUCGCGUCGUAUUUAUACAAGUACACCGCGCCGUUUCCAGACUCGAAGAUGCCUCAGGUGGAGCUGAAGGAGUUGCUCAGAAGCAUCGGGUUUCAGGUUCGACAUUGCAGUAACCGGGAGAUGAGCCUCGUCGGCAAGAAGCCGAGCGAUUUUCUGUCCACUGUCAUGUCCAGCUUUCCAUUUCUGCACGAGAUGCCAGCCGGCGGAGCGAAGUACUUCAAGCAAGAGUUCAUACACGAGUACAUGAAGAAAAGCGAAGUCCUGCAGAAACGCGAGCUGACGGUGGACUUGUACAAAGUAUUGAUGGUACACGCAGAAAAACGAGUAUUAUAGAGUCGAUAAUUUUAAGCAGAACCGGGACUAGACACUUUGGCGCUCAAGGCCAAGGGAAAAAGUGCGCCCUUCAGUAACAAAAAAUUUCUUUUACGGCGUAUAAAAUGUAAUAAAAGUAACUUUAAUUAGUUAUAUUUAAUAUACAAAUAUUAAUAUUACGAGAACAAUUGCCAUUUUUGCGCCCCUAGAAAUCUUUUAUAUGAGGCAAGUGCCUCGUUCGCCACACCCUAGUCCCGGCUCUGACUUUAGUAUGUAAUAUUGUGCUGGAUGGUUGUGUACGAAUGAUCUAAGUUAUUUAUAACUCAUUAUCACCGACUUGUGCAAAUGAUUAGUCAAAUUAUAUAACAUUGUACAUAUAUCUUUUGUUGCCUGAGACGGAUUAGAGAUAAGAGAAAAUUUAGAUGCUGUUGUAUUCAGAGAUGGGUAUAGACGAUAAGUUUUCGUUUCUCUUGAUAUACGUUUGAUGAAAAGAUAAGAGGACGAGGAUGAGGACGCGCUCGUAUGUAUUUAUUGUACAUUACGUAUAUAUUAUAACUACGCUUUGAGAUAAUAUAUUUAUUUCUUAUUAA
Molecule: messenger RNA, 2349 nt
Organism: Vollenhovia emeryi
Lineage: Eukaryota; Metazoa; Arthropoda; Insecta; Hymenoptera; Formicidae
Exons: 9
Coding region: 980-1780 (266 amino acids)
Molecular function (GO): S-adenosylmethionine-dependent methyltransferase activity
Source: RefSeq, a predicted model, not a curated record